GCCACGGGACGGGUAACGGUUACCAAGCACUUUCUCAGCCGCGAUUUCUGCUUAGUCAUUGUCUUCCAGGAAACGGUCCCUUCAGUUGGGAGUCAACUCUGAGGCGGCAGCCACAGUAUCAGCAGCCGCAGCCGCCGGCGCGUCCUUCCCGGGCCGCCGCUCCGCCACCGUCCGGCCUCCCUCAGUCCCGAGCGCAGGCCGGGGUCCCGCCGCGUGGGGCCGGCAGCCUCGCGCCCGGCUCUCCUGCCUCGGGCACCGCGUCCUGCGGGGCGGCCUCCUUCCUCGCCCGCGGCCCCGUCGCCGCCUGGCCCCCUCGGUCGGCCGCUGCCAUGGGCACCGACAGCCGCGCGGCCGGGGCGCUGCUGGCGCGGGCCCGCACCCUGCACCUGCAGACAGGGAACCUGCUGAACUGGGGCCGCCUGCGGAAGAAAUGCCCGUCCACGCACAGCGAGGAGCUGCGAGACUGUAUCCAAAAGACCUUGAAUGAGUGGAGUUCCCAAAUCAGCCCUGAUUUGGUCAGGGAGUUUCCAGAUGUCUUGGAAUGUACUGUAUCUCAUGCGGUAGAAAAGAUAAAUCCUGAUGAAAGAGAAGAAAUGAAAGUUUCUGCAAAAUUGUUCAUUGUAGGAUCAAAUUCUUCAUCAUCAACAAGAAAUGCAGUUGACAUGGCCUGUUCAGUCCUUGGAGUUGCACAGCUGGAUUCUGUGAUCAUUGCUUCUCCUCCUAUUGAAGAUGGAGUUAAUCUCUCCUUGGAGCAUUUGCAGCCUUACUGGGAGGAAUUAGAAAACUUGGUUCAGAGCAAAAAGAUUGUUGCAAUAGGUACCUCUGAUCUAGACAAAACACAGUUGGAACAGCUCUAUCAGUGGGCACAGGUAAAACCAAAUAGUAACCAAGUUAAUCUUGCCUCUUGCUGUGUGAUGCCACCCGAUUUGACUGCAUUUGCUAAACAAUUUGAUAUACAGCUGUUGACUCAUAAUGAUCCAAAAGAACUGCUUUCUGAAGCCAGUUUCCAAGAAGCUCUUAAGGAAAGCAUCCCUGACAUUCAAGCACAUGAGUGGGUGCCCCUGUGGCUACUGCGCUAUUCGGUCAUUGUGAAAAGUAGAGGAAUUAUCAAAUCAAAAGGCUACAUCUUACAAGCUAAAAGAAGGGGUUCUUAACUACAACUUAGGAUCAUAACCUAUUUACUGACUUGUCGUUACCUUGAAUAGAAGAUAAAAUUGAGAUGUAUAAAAACCUGGUCACUUCCUGUAAAUGCUGUCAAGGAGGCAGAUAUUCUUCAGUUACAUUUGACACCGUCUUACCUGUCAAGCUUUGAAUACUUCUCUUGCCUCCGUAUCAGUUCACUCACCCAAACCACUGUAUUGUUUUCAUUAAACUAUUGUUUUCUAAUUGAAAUUGCCUAUAAAGAAAAUACUUGCAAUAUAUUUUCCUUUAUUUUUAUGACUAAUAGAAAUCAAGAAAAUUUGUUGUUAGAUAUAUUUUGGGCCUAGGCAUCAGGGUAAUGUAUAUAUUUUUUAUUUCCAAAAAUUAAUUAAUGGCUUCUUAUUCUAUAGUAUAAGCAAUUACAAUUGUUAAGAUUGAAAUACUGGAAGAUAUUUUUUGUUAUUAAUAAGAUGAUUAUAUCCAGAGUAACUGGAGUAGCUGGGAUCUACUAGUAGUGUAAAUAAAAUUCAUUUCUUCAAUACAUGAAUGAAAACUUAAACUUUAUGUGUCCUUGCUUGUAUUUACCUAUAAUGAUUUAAUCAUGUAUUCUUGUGCCGUAUUUUCCUUGCAAUGAUUUCCAAGACAAACCAAAGUAAAUCUGAAAAAGGAGAAUAGAAGCUUUGAAACUAUUGUUUGGGGUUUUAUAAAGGCAACUAUUAUCAUCUCCAGAUUCUUUGUAAUUAUUGGUCUAUACUUAAUUUUUUGGAACUCAUUCAAGAAUAUUUAAUAAGUAUUAAGUGUUUACCAUGUGCUGGGCAAUGUGGACUAUGAGGAAGUGGGGGGCAUAGGGAUUCAGAAUCAGUUGAGUAAAAUAUGUAAUAUUUGCUCCUCACUAAUAACCAACUAGGAGGUACUAAAAGCCAGGAAAGGAGUGAAAAAAAUCUUUAAUUCAGGGCCAGCAUUGUCUGUUUAGACAACUUUUUUGAGAUACAGUCUUAACUAUUUAAAAGCAAAAUGUUAUACACUUGAUCUUAGUGAAAAGGCCAAGAAGCGAUAAAAAAGCAAAGUGUUAUGAUCCAAACUUUAGAGCUAGAGGAGGCUAUAGAUUAUUUAUUAUAAUUCCUCAUUAAACACUAGAAAAUAGCAAAUAAAUAAGCCAUGCCCUUUGAUAUAUACUAUGUCUCCACAGUUCUAGAAGUUUGUAAUCCAAAUAGUUUGAAAAUUUCUUUACAAAUCUCAUAUCUCAAUCAGGACUUUUCAACCAUGUGUCCUCAUAUACAGUUUAUAAAAAUUCAUAUUUAAAACUAAUUUUGCCCAAGGUUUUUCAACUUAGAGAAAAGAAAUAUGGUUCCAUAUUCAAAGUAAAUAUACUAGACUCUUCCUAUCCUAAACAAGGUUUUGUAGUUUACUGGUUGGAUAAUUUCAUCAUUAAAAUUAUAAUGUGAAAUCAGCUGAAUUACUUGUUACAUAAAACUCAUUUAAACUUAGAAUUCCCUAAAGCCUUAUAUUGCCUUUAUGGUAAUUGUAUAUAAUGUUAUUGAAUGUAUAUAGUUAACUUUUUUAAUCUGGAAAUGUACAUUUUUUCAUACAACAUAAGUUUCUAAACAAAUGCUCAUUUUAAUUUAAUCCUAAACAGUGAAUUAGUCAAGAUAUUUUAAGAAGGAACUUUAAUAUCACAUUUGUUUUUUAAAACUGUAGACUUACAGAAAUGGAUUUUUUGAAGGGUUAUUUUGAAGAUAGAAAAAAACAAAACUAAUGUUAAUUUAUCCAAAUGUCAUAAGAGCUUUUUUUGUGUUCUUCCCCCACCCCCUCAACAAAAAAGCAAGACUGUAGUUUCAUUUUGUGAAGGGGAUCAUGUAGGUAUGGAAUUUUAAAAUUAUUUUAUUGUUUCCCUUCUGAACCUUUAAUUUCUGUUAUUGAAUAAACUUUAAAAAAUGAUUUUUUUUAAGGCUUUACAAUUUAACAAGCUGAUAUUCACAUUUUUUGGUAAACUAACAGAAUAUAGUGACUACUUUCCAAAUACUUAAGGACUUAAUGUGUAAAAAGCCAUAAAACAAAGAGCAGUAAUACUACCAAAUAAUUGCUUAAAGCUGAAAGCUAAGUUAUCAAUAGUGUAUAUAACAGAUACAUUUUCUAGGGAGAGGUGUGUUCAUGACUCAGUGUAGAAAGAAUUUAUAUAAUUGGUUUUUUUUUUUUCAACCAACAUGAAAAGAAGCUACAGCUUGUUAUUACAUUUCCAAAAUACACUGGAGCCUUACUUUAACACAAUGUACUGUAAACUUAGAAUUUGUUCUGUGAUGAGUCUAUCUUGAAUUCCCAUCCAAGAAACUCUAGUCACCAGAAGGACCAAGGUGUCUUAUAAAAUACAUUCACAUGGUGUAAAUUCUGAAGACCACAUUGUGCUGGUAUCCAGGUUAGAGUAUCCAUUUAGGGAUGGCUGGUGCUAGAUUGAAUCACAAAUAGCUAAUGAUUUUUUUGAUCUCAAAGAUCACUUAAACAGAUAUGUGUGGAAUGGAAAAUAAAGUUACUCUAUUUUGCAUAAAUGGUCAGAUUUUUCCCUACCAGAGCCAAGUAGUAACUGAAAUAAGAUCUCAGUUUUUAGUGAUAAAGGUCUAAGUCUCAUUUAAUUACAUCUCAUUUUUUAACAGAUUUCUUUCUACCUUUUCCACCUAGCAUUUUCAAUAGUGGGGAAUGUAAGUGACUGACAGUUUAUUAUAUAUUGGCCAACAGUUGAUCUCUCUGCAAAUUGUGUGUUUAGAGAAAUUUGAAGGAGAAUUUAAACCAUUUGUUUUCAUAAUCAAAUAUAUCAACUUACAAUUCUGAGCCUAUUUUUUAAAGUUAACUUCCUAAUGUACCAGAACUUGUAUCUGUCAUUUCCCCAUAAAGUUGAUGAUGGGAUAUGUCAAUUUUUGAAAACUAUGUAACAUAACUUUCAUUAAUAUUUUUUAUCAUUUUCAGAAUUAGAAAUACACUUAGGGGAAAAUGUUUUCAUUAGAUAAUUCUACUUUUAUGUGUCCGCAGUGGUGUAUUAUGAAAUACAGGCAAAAUAAAAGCAUUAAUAAAUGUUUAUAAUAUCACUUUAUGAGUAUUAAUAUCACUUAUGAGUAUUAAUGAAUUACCUAAUUAAAGUGUGUUGUAUAUUUUUUAACUGAGUUGAAUAGUUGGAAGCAUCUAGAAUAUUAUAUUGACUUUGACCUAUUGGAACUCAUAAACAGUAUGAUUCAAAAAUUGUGAAUAAUUUUUUAACCAAGCCAUAAAGCUAUUCAUGCAUUCAUUCAUUCAGUGAUUUAUCAAAUGCCUACUAUAUGCCAACCACUGUGUAAGGUAUUGGCAGAUACACACAGAAAUGAAAAAGACCCCGUGUCUUCAAGGAGCAUAUAGUGUAUUUGGGGGGAAGAGAGAUCUGUAUGUGAAUAAGAGCAAUAAAGUCUGCAUCUGUUAAUAAUUGAAGUGGUGAAGAGGGAUUGGGGGCAUUUGGAAGGAGGUGGGGCUAGGGAAUACCUACUGCUAGAAGACUCCCCUGAAAUCUAAAUUAGCCUUAGAGUAGGAUGACAGGAUAGGUGGGCAUUCUGGCAGAGGCCUUUGUUUGCCUCAUUUGUAAAUAAAUGUUUUUAUUGAAUGAUGACCAAUAUAUAUGUAAACUUUAGAAAUUCAGUUAAAACAGUUUCUUAAAGAACUUGCCAUUACAGAUAGAAAGGAAUGGCUUCUGUUGAGACAAGAGUAAGGUUGGAAAAGUAAUGUUUUAUGAUAAAGAGGCCAAAACUUGCCCAAAUCCCCCAAAUCAGAAUAUGGCUGUUAUGUACUUUCACUACCAGCAGAGCCAAAAAAAAAAUUUUAAUAUGUAUCAACAAUGAAUAAAUAUAUAAAAUGUCAUACAA
Molecule: messenger RNA, 5018 nt
Organism: Hyaena hyaena (striped hyena)
Lineage: Eukaryota; Metazoa; Chordata; Mammalia; Carnivora; Hyaenidae
Gene: GCLM
Product: glutamate-cysteine ligase modifier subunit
Exons: 7
Coding region: 330-1154 (274 amino acids)
Biological process (GO): glutathione biosynthetic process
Cellular component (GO): glutamate-cysteine ligase complex
Molecular function (GO): glutamate-cysteine ligase catalytic subunit binding; enzyme regulator activity
Source: RefSeq, a predicted model, not a curated record